AUGGAAAAUAAUACAUUUGAAUUCGUUGAUUUCAUAAGAGACGAAGAGGAAUGUAUUCAAAGUUUAUUGCAAGCUUUCAGUCAAAGGAAGUCAUCAUUGAGUCCUGAAGUUAGAGUUCUUGUAGCUUUGAGAUUUUAUGCUCAAGGUAGCUAUCAGAUGUCAGUAGCACAAGAUUUAACAUUAGCAGUAUGCCAAAAAAGUGUUAGUAACUGUGUACACAUAGUUACUGAAGCAAUUGUUACAAAUCUGGCUCACCAAUGGAUUCAGUUUCCAUCUGAUGAUGAAAUUCCUUUAAUAAGAGCUCAAUUUUAUGAAAAAUAUCAUAUACACGGUGUUGUAGGGUGCAUUGAUUGCACCCACAUUUAUAUUGCGUCAGUACCUGAUGAUCCUAUUCAUAGAGAAUAUAUGUAUGUCAACCGGAAAAAUGAACAUUCUAUUAACGUUCAAUUGAUUUGUGAUGCCUCAUGUCGAAAUAAAAAUGUAAAUUCUAAAUUCCCAGGAUCGACACAUGACUCAUUUAUUUGGAAAAAUAGUGAAAUAAGGAAUUAUUUAAAAGACAAAUAUGAAGAAGGAACUUUUAAGUCUUGGCUGUUAGGAGAUAAAGGUUAUCCAUUAGAGCCAUUUCUUAUGGUACCUUUCCAAGAAAAUGAAAUUCAACCACAUUCAAAAGAAGAAAAUUACAAUAGAAUCCACAAAAAGACUAGGUCAAUUAUAGAAAGAGUUAAUGGGCAGCUGAAGGGACGUUUCCGUUGUUUAAUUAAGCAUCGCAUAUUACAUUAUCGUCCACAAUUUGUCUCAUUAAUAACAAUCGCAUGUUGUGUUCUUCAUAACAUGUGUAAACAAGCAAAUUUGGCUGAUUUAGAUUUACAUGAAGAACUUGAUAUUGAAUAUGAAAAACCAAUUCCAAUAAAUGUAAAUGAGGAAAUUGGUAGAGGGCGUAAUUCUUUUCAUAGACUAGGACAGCAAAUUAGAAGUCAAAUUGUAAAUCAAUUGCGUUAA
Aphis gossypii (cotton aphid) is the source of this 999-nucleotide messenger RNA. Its product is annotated as putative nuclease HARBI1. The transcript has 2 exons. The record is from RefSeq and is a predicted model, not a curated record. Lineage: Eukaryota; Metazoa; Arthropoda; Insecta; Hemiptera; Aphididae. The coding region runs from base 1 to 999 and encodes 332 amino acids.